Pristis pectinata (smalltooth sawfish) is the source of this 4146-nucleotide messenger RNA. It is a transcript of the gene cul4b, whose product is annotated as cullin 4B. The transcript is spliced from 20 exons. Gene Ontology annotation, cellular component: Cul4B-RING E3 ubiquitin ligase complex. The record is from RefSeq and is a predicted model, not a curated record. Gene Ontology annotation, biological process: protein ubiquitination; ubiquitin-dependent protein catabolic process; DNA damage response. The coding region runs from base 193 to 2718 and encodes 841 amino acids. NCBI's taxonomy places the organism in Eukaryota, Metazoa, Chordata, Chondrichthyes, Rhinopristiformes, Pristidae. Gene Ontology annotation, molecular function: ubiquitin protein ligase binding.
AGUGCCGCCAUUUUACUCUAUUGACAAAACAAGUGACCGAAAUCUCGCCGAGUCGGUUCUGAAUUAGUGUUUUUUUUCCUUUUCCCCCGUUUUCCCGCUUUCCCCCCCGGGCUGUGGUGGCCGCGAACGCGCGCGUGUGUUUUUUAUUAAAAAAAAAGAGAAACAAUAGGACGGCGUCGGCUUUAAGUUUUCAUGUUUCGAACGGGCCUCUCUUCACAAAAUUCGCCGCAGGAGGUGCGACCACAGGCUGAUGUUAGUCCGAGGAAGCGAAAGUUAGCCGAGGCCGGCGAGUUCCAGCACCAGACGCCCCAGCAAGCCCAGCUCCAACUCUUCUCCUCAGCCCCCAAGUCGUCGUCGUCGUCCUCCUCCUCCUCCUCCACCUGCUGUAACCACCAGCUCCAGAAGAGAGUCAAGUUCGAGGACUCGUUGGACUUUGUGGGACUCGAUGUGAUGAUGGCGGAGGAGCAGAGGAAAAACAGCAGCUGCUCCGUGUUAACGGGGCACGCCAACGGCCUGACCAAGUCCACCACCUUCGCCACCAGCAAGCCGGGGACGGCUAAAAAAUUAGUUAUUAAAAAUUUCAAAGAUAAACCUAAACUGCCUGAUAAUUACACCAAUGAAACUUGGCAAAAACUGAAAGAAGCAGUAGAAGCAAUUCAGAAGAGCACCUCUAUCAAAUACAAUUUAGAGGAACUUUAUCAGGCUGUGGAGAACCUUUGUUCUUACAAAGUUUCAGCAAAUUUAUACAAGCAGCUGAGGCAAGUCUGUGAGGAUCACAUCAAAGCUCAAAUUCACCAAUUCAGAGAGGAUUCCUUGGAUAGUGUUCUCUUUUUAAAGAAAAUAGAUAAAUGCUGGCAGGAUCACUGCAGACAAAUGAUCAUGAUUAGGAGUAUUUUCUUGUUUCUGGAUAGAACGUAUGUUUUGCAAAAUUCAAUGCUCCCAUCUAUUUGGGACAUGGGUCUAGAAUUAUUUAGAUCCCAUGUAAUAAGUGAUCGGAAGGUUCAAAAUAAAACUAUUGAUGGGAUUCUUCUGUUAAUUGAGAGAGAACGAAAUGGUGAAGCUAUUGAUCGGAGUUUGCUUCGAAGUCUCUUGAGUAUGCUAUCAGAUUUGCAGAUAUAUCAAGAUUCAUUUGAACAAAGGUUUUUGGAAGAGACUAAUCGUCUGUAUGCUACAGAAGGUCAAAGAUUAAUGCAAGAACGGGAGGUUCCGGAAUAUUUACACCAUGUUAAUAAACGCUUGGAGGAAGAAGCAGAUCGGGUUAUCACAUAUUUAGAUCAGAGUACACAAAAGCCUCUAAUUGCUACUGUGGAGAAACAACUUCUAGGUGAACAUUUACCAGCCAUUCUUCAGAAAGGUUUAAACAGCCUUCUGGAUGAAAAUAGAAUACAAGAUCUCUCUCUUCUCUACCAACUUUUUAGUCGAGUUCGAGGUGGAGUACAGGUUCUAUUGCAACAUUGGAUUGAGUAUAUAAAGACCUUUGGCAGUACUAUAGUAAUUAAUCCUGAGAAAGAUAAAACGAUGGUUCAAGAACUACUUGAUUUCAAAGACAAAGUGGAUCACGUGGUGGAUGUCUGCUUCUUGAAGAAUGAAAAAUUUGUAAAUGCAAUGAAAGAAGCCUUUGAAACCUUCAUUAACAAGCGACCAAACAAACCAGCUGAACUAAUAGCUAAAUAUGUGGAUUCAAAGCUUCGGGCUGGGAACAAAGAGGCUACUGAUGAAGAGCUUGAGAAGAUGCUGGAUAAGAUUAUGAUAAUAUUUAGGUUCAUUUAUGGAAAAGAUGUAUUUGAGGCAUUUUACAAGAAGGACUUGGCAAAGAGACUAUUGGUGGGAAAGAGUGCAUCAGUAGAUGCAGAGAAAUCAAUGCUGUCCAAAUUGAAACAUGAAUGUGGAGCUGCGUUCACCAGCAAAUUGGAAGGAAUGUUCAGAGACAUGGAGCUCUCAAAAGAUAUUAUGAUCCAGUUUAAGCAGUAUAUGCAAAAUCAGAAUAUACCUGGGAACCUUGAACUGACUGUAAAUAUCCUCACAAUGGGCUACUGGCCAACAUAUGUGCCCAUGGAAGUUCAUUUGCCCCUGGAGAUGGUGAAACUUCAGGAGAUUUUCAAAACCUUUUAUCUGGGUAAGCACAGUGGUAGGAAGUUACAGUGGCAGUCAACAUUGGGUCAUUGCGUACUGAAAGCAGAAUUUAAAGAGGGUAAGAAAGAACUUCAGGUGUCGCUUUUCCAAACUCUAGUACUACUCAUGUUUAAUGAAGGAGAAGAAUUCAGUUUGGAAGAAAUUAAAACUGCUACUGGAAUAGAGGACGGAGAAUUACGAAGAACCUUACAGUCAUUGGCAUGUGGCAAAGCACGUGUAUUGACCAAGACUCCGAAAAGCAAAGACGUAGAAGACUAUGAUAAGUUCACCUGUAAUGAUGAUUUCAAACAUAAGUUGUUCAGGAUCAAGAUUAACCAGAUCCAGAUGAAAGAAACGGUUGAAGAGCAGGCCAGCACUACUGAGAGAGUGUUCCAAGAUAGGCAGUAUCAGAUAGAUGCUGCUAUUGUUCGAAUCAUGAAAAUGAGAAAGACUUUGAGCCACAAUCUUCUUGUAUCUGAAGUAUAUAACCAGCUGAAAUUUCCAGUCAAGCCUGCUGACCUAAAGAAAAGAAUCGAGAGUUUAAUUGACAGAGACUACAUGGAGAGAGACAAAGAAAAUACCAACCAAUACAACUAUGUGGCAUAGAAUUUCAGAUGAAGACAAACUUCGAGCACUUCAAACCUUGGGUGAUCAAUAGCUUGGUGCUAUGAUACUGAUCCCAGUAAAUGAGUUUUUAGUUGGUAUUGCCUAGAGAUAUAUGGAAGAUGGCAUUACUGAAAUAACUGGGAGAGAACUUCUCUGAAGGAAAAUGUGCCCAUCCAGAGAGUACUUUGUGAAUCUCUGCUAAUGCUAUUGGACUUGGACAUGUUUGAGGUAGCAGUGGUCACCAAAAGCAAGUGCGACCCCUCCCCAUCUUUCAAACUAACUUGUGAAGAACGGAUGCAAUGCUAAGCUGCACCUCAUCAGUUUUAUCUUCUUGAUUAGCCACGUCAUUGUUGAAUCAUUUUGAGUUGUGUCCAGGUUUUUUUUUGGAUGGAGAGCUUGUUUUAUUUUUCUUUUUCUUGUAAAUGAGCAUGAGUCUUCAAAAUUACUUGAUAUCAUUAGGCAUCCCACUGGUGUCAUUCACACUUGAAACUCUGCAUUGAGAGAAGCCUAAUUGCUCACUAUUUCUGAAAGUUUUAUUUUAACAUUGAUUUUAGUAUUGCAAUGAAAUAAUCGGUAUCAAUCCUUAGUUGUGAACAUUAUCUUUACCUGUUUUAUUUUACAAAUAUGGAUUUUGUUCAGUUUUUGCCAGCAUUUUUGACAACUAAAGGAGGUGCCAAAAGUGGAAUGUGGGUAAUAAACAAUUGUCUGUAAUGCAGUGAUGUCUGUUUUGUAUUUUGACAGUGCUGGAAAAUUCCAAAGCAUUUGCCAUGUUGUAUUUAUCAUUUAUCACAACAGUAAUAGAUUUAACCACUGCGAAUGCAGCAACAUUUGGAGAUUUAUGGCUGGACAUGACCUUUAUCAGGGUGUAGACUGCAAAAAUUGUUUUUCAACCUUUACUCAGCUUGGGUUGUGUAAAAUCUUGCUCGUUUCCUGUAUUAUUAAACCUUUUUACUUUGGAGGGGAGGAGAAGGGAGAAGAACCUGAUUAAAAAUGUCUGUUAAACUGCUCAGUUCUUUGGCAAAUGUGAAAAUUUAACAUCAAAUGCACAAGAAGCCUUUGUAAUUACAAGCGGGCAACAGAGGUGCACAAAGACUACUGUGGCUUUUCCAAAUGAAAUUGUUAUAUAUGUACAUAUGUGUCUCUUAACGAAAGUGAAUGAGGUCCAUAUUCAAGGUUUUUGUGUUGAAUAAAUAUUGAAUAAAUAGUUUUGGUGUAAUAAGUCUAAUUAAUUUCCCUUCCUCUUCCCAGUGCAUCAGUAGGUUUGGGAGAGUUUGUUAAUCGUUCAGCUGUGAAUACAAAAUCUCUAGAGCUAUGAAAAGAUUUGGUGAAAAGGGAAAAUUAACUAGGAUUUCUGCUUCAGGAUACUGAAUUAUACUGACUUCUGUUGGAAAGACUGUAUUUUACUGGUUGCAAGUAGGGUUAUGUUUG